UUGAAAACAUAUACAACUGAUUUCACCGCCAAACGUUUUUUAACACCGAAUCUCAAGACGUUGGUGCCGCAUUCAUGAAUCAAACAUGAAUCUGAUCGAUACUCUUAACGGAGGAUUCGUAGCCUACCGGAACACACAAUUACAACCAACAUCACGACAGCAACCACCAGUUUCGUCUCCGUCAAAAUCAUCUUUUGAUGAAGAAGAAGCUCCUAAUUGUUUUCGUAUGGAAAAGGAUAUUUACAAAAACGACGAAUACUUAAAUUUGAAUUGGGAAGAUGUUUUAUCAACAGAUGUUGCUCGCGAUUUGCGCACUAGCGAUGAGUAUAUUAACUACAUGAAUCUCAAUAUAAUAUCGUUAAAAACUGCAAGCGGUGUUGAUAUAUUCAUACCAAACACCGAAAGCAACGCCAAACGAGAAGUUUUUGGAAUAGGAGCCGCUUCCGCGUCGAGAGAAAGGGAAAAUUUUAACGAAAACAAACUCGAUCCGCGACAAAAAGUGAUUUUCGAUCGCGUCAUUUCGGACAUGAACAAUUACGAUAAUAAAAACAAAAAUGGAAAAAUUUUACUAAUACAAGCGGCACCGGGUACGGGCAAGAGUUAUACGUUGAAAACGAUAUCGCACACGCUGAUGCGCGAUGGUGAAAAUUUACCGCACGUUAUAAUUUUUAAAAAUUCUCUGAUAUCGUCUUAUAAAUAUUGUGCGGCCGGACUUACGUGCGCUCAGUUUUUUAUGUAUUCGUUGAAUUUGAAGUUUCGCCAAUACGCGUCUUUGGACAAGAUCACAAAUAGAAUGAACAGCGUCGAGUGCGUUAUAAACAAUAUAUUACAAAUUGUGAGAAUUUUCAAAACACAUAGAGAUCAAAAGAUGAAUCUUGUUGGGAAUAUAUUGAUGUUUGACGAGUACACGGUCAUGAACAAAUUAUUACUGUACGCGACUCUGUUGUGCGGCAAAUUGCAUAAGUUAAAUAUGAUUUUUUGCGGCGAUCGCGACCAAUUGGGUUGUAUACUGACAUCCAAACAUUCUAAAAAUACAUCGUCUUACGAUAUAAUAAAGUCAUUUUCCAAUUACAAUUAUACGCUCAACAAACAAAUGAGAUGCGUCGAUGACGAUUUUAAUAAAAAAAUAGCUCUUGUCGGUGGUAUGUCUACUGACGAAUCACUCGGUCACCGAGGAAACGCAAUAACAGCCGCCAUUUUUAUAAACAAUUUGACAAAACCCAAUCAUUUGAACGAUACGCUUAUAAUGAGAAAUCACAAAACGCUCUCUCAUUACACGUACAUUAACGUAUUGAAAUAUAAUCUGCCCACAUCGCAUUGGUUGAUAGAGGGUCGUCGAGGCGAAGUACAAGGCGUCGAAGUCGAUGAAAAUCGUUAUAUGCCGAAACCCACGUAUAUGUAUCUCACGGCCCUGUACAGAUCCAACAAUCGAAACAAUCAGUCUGCGGACGAUUUGAAAAUCACCGAAGCCAUGUUCGCGGAAAAUGUUCCCGGUAAAUAUUUACCGUUUUUAGUUUUAAUAUCCGAAGCCAUAUAUUAUUAUAAAAUAAUAAAUGAUUCUA
Melanaphis sacchari is the source of this 1562-nucleotide messenger RNA. RefSeq lists its product as uncharacterized. NCBI's taxonomy places the organism in Eukaryota, Metazoa, Arthropoda, Insecta, Hemiptera, Aphididae. The annotation marks the transcript as partial. The record is from RefSeq and is a predicted model, not a curated record. The transcript has 2 exons.